Manis javanica (Malayan pangolin) is the source of this 957-nucleotide messenger RNA. Its product is annotated as olfactory receptor 4P4-like. Gene Ontology annotation, biological process: G protein-coupled receptor signaling pathway. Gene Ontology annotation, cellular component: membrane. NCBI's taxonomy places the organism in Eukaryota, Metazoa, Chordata, Mammalia, Pholidota, Manidae. Gene Ontology annotation, molecular function: G protein-coupled receptor activity; olfactory receptor activity. The record is from RefSeq and is a predicted model, not a curated record.
AUGGAAAAUAGGAAUAAUGUUACUGAAUUUAUUCUGUUGGGACUUUCUAAGAAUAAGAAAGUUCAGAUCCUCUGCUUUUUAUUUUUCUUACUCUGUUACUUGACUAUUUGGUUGGGGAAUUUGACUAUCAUGGUCUCUAUCAUGCGCAGUCAGCUAAUUAACCAGCCCAUGUACUUCUUCCUUAAUUACCUUGCCUUUUCAGACCUCUUCUACACCUCCACUGUGACACCCAAACUAAUGACCGACUUACUGACAGACAGGAAGGUCAUUUCCUAUAAAAACUGCAUGAUACAGCUUUUUACCACGCACUUCUUUGGGGGGAUUGAGGUCUUCAUCCUCACAGGAAUGGCCUGUGACCGCUAUGUGGCCAUCUGCAAGCCACCUCACUAUGCCAUCAUCAUGAAUAGGCAAAGGUGUAACUCAAUUCUAAUGUCCUCAUGUGCAGGGGGGUUUCUGCAUUCCCUUGGCCUGUUUCUUCUUACUAUAUUUUUACCUUUCUGUGGCCCCAAUGAAACAGAUCACUAUUUCUGUGACGUAUAUGCUUUGUUGAAACUAGCCUGCAGUGAUACACACAAAAUUGGUUUCAUAGUCAUUGCCAAUUCCGGCCUGAUGGGACUGGUGAUCCUCGUGGUUUUGAUGGCCUCCUACUUUGUGAUAUUAUGUAACAAGAGAGCAUAUUCUGUAGAAAGCUGCCACAAGGCUCUUUCCACUUGCAGUUCCCACAUCACAGCUGUAAUCCUGUUUUUUGUACCUGUCAUCUUUGUUUACAUUAGACCUGCCACAACUUUACCGGAAGACAAAGUGUUGACACUCUUCUACACAGUUAUCGUCCCCAUGCUCAACCCUCUUAUUUACACACUUAGAAACACGGAGAUGAAACAGGCUGUAAAGAGAACCUGGUGCAGUAAAAGCUUUUGGGAAAGGAAGCCAGUGACCAGAAGGCUGUUCAUCUUGUGA